AUGUUGGACGAAGAACUCAUAGACGACAAGAUGAGGCUAGCCAUCUUGUACUUCAAAGCCGCGGACUUUGAACGAGCGCUCAAUUUGUACAAUGAAUUGGUCGAGAUGGUGGCUUCUAUCCUGGCUGUAGAAGCGCAAAAAAUCAGAAAACACGUCUACAACUUGGCAGAAAAGCCCAUUGUGGGAGCAUGUGUACAUCCGAAGUUGGGACUGAUUCUCGACCAACGAGCUGCCACUCACGAGAAGUUGGACCAGUUCUCUAAAGCACUAGAAGACUCUCGUAGAAUAGUCAAAUUAGAGCCGAUUAGUUGUAAAGGAUAUCUCAGGGUUGGUAAAUUGCUUCUCAAGUUGAAGCAGGACGUAGAAGCGUACAAAACCUACCAAAGAGGUGUAUACAUUAUCGAAAAAGUUAUAAAAGAGCAUCUGGUUUCAGUACCAGAGAAGCUCUUCUCGCAAUUGAAAACUCAAUAUAAGCUGUUGAACAAGACGCUCAAGACUAAAAGACAAAACAAAUCUCAAGAACUGCAAUAUCUAUCAAGAGAAGAUUCGCAUGAACUGGAUAGUUCUCUAAGAAUGAAUUCCAAGAGAGCCAAGCGUAUGGGUUCAGUUUCAAAACCGAUAGCAGACCCCUUCCAGCAUCUCCCGCUAGAAAUCAUAGAGCUCAUAUUCCAAAACUUGGCCUUUAAACAACUCCUAUCUUGUCAUCUAGUCAACAAAUUGUGGUACUAUAAUUUGACUAAGAUUCCCAAUUUGUAUUGUACUCGUGUCAAUUUAAAGUCGAACAUCACACUUUCUGAAUUCACCCAUGGGAUUCGAUUGGUUAAAAGAGUAGCCCACAAGUCGUAUUCACAACAAAUCAAAGCCCUUAAAAUGCGAUCCGCAAUCAAUGCUUCACAAUUGCAAAAAAUCAUAGAAAUAAUCAUUAAUGAACCAAACUUUUCCAUACGAUCGUUGGAUAUGUUUGACAAAUAUCUUAGUUUUCAGCUUCUAUUGAAUAAGCUCAGCAAGUUCAGUUGGAAAUUGAACAACUUGUCCAAUUUGGAGUACCUUCGCUUAGGAGUGAAUUCAAGUCUUCGAUAUGAGAAUAUCAUAUUGGAAUUAUUCAAGAAGUUGAAGACUCUCUAUAUUGUAAUCCUAUACUCCGACAUGAGUGGACCUAAUAACCAAAUUCUACCUACUACAGAAAAGUAUUUCAAUCGUUUGCACGAGAAAUCAGUCAAUAAUUCAGAUGAUUACGAAUCUAUGCUGAAUUUGACUCUUGUAAACCAUCCGAAGUUACUACCAGGAGAAAGUCAAGUAGCUCCGAAGUUUGAAACUUACAAUCCAUACCCAAUUUUCCUUGAUAGAAGCUUUUCAAAUUUGGUAGAAUUGAGUUUGGUCUCUUUUGAUUUCUUUAAUAGGUUGCCUCUUUUGGGAGAAUUUUUCUGUAAAUGCAAACUGUUGACCAAAUUGAUGCUUGAAAACAAUUUUAACUUUCGUAUGCUUGAUUUGUUUCAGAUGCUCCAAAAUUAUAACCCAAGUUUCCGGUUGGAGAAAUUACUAUUCAGAGAGCCCAAAAUCAUUAGUACGACCACCAUGAAUGAAUUCUCAACCGAUGACUUACCUCAGUUGAACAGCUUGCAACUGUUGGAUGUGUACGGCUCAUCAUUGACCACAAAGGGGUUGAUGAAAUUGCUUAGAAUUUGCAACAAAGGAAAUAAGGAACUUACCACUUUAGUAAUGGGAAAUUCCACAUACUUGCAUUUCAAGACCGAUGCUUUUCAGACUAGCAAUCGGAACCUAUUUUCAUUUGUACAAAUGCUUCGAAUUGCACCCAACUUAGAGAAUCUAUACCUCAACGAAUUAGAUAUAGACAAUCAAACUAUGAAGCAGCUUAAUAAGGAUAUAGAAUCUAUUGGUUAUGUCAAUUGCAAGCUUAAAGUGCUUGACUUGAGUUUCUGCAACAGAGUUGAGGGUAUUGGACUAAUUGAUUUGUUCAAAGCGUUUCCUUCUAAUAUUAAACAGAUUAACGAGAAUAGUGGAAGUGCAUUUCGGAUCCGAGAAUUAAUCAUAGACGGUAUAGAGAUCAACAUAGCUACAUUGCGUUUACUACAGAAGCACAAUUUUGUCAGCACCAUCAAAAAUGAUCCCAACAAGAAGAGAUGGAGACAGUACGGGGUGAAUACUUUGGUUCCAGUUUGA
Molecule: messenger RNA, 2181 nt
Organism: Scheffersomyces stipitis CBS 6054
Lineage: Eukaryota; Fungi; Ascomycota; Pichiomycetes; Serinales; Debaryomycetaceae
Product: DNA-binding SCF ubiquitin ligase subunit
Exons: 2
Coding region: 1-2181 (726 amino acids)
Molecular function (GO): Hsp90 protein binding
Source: RefSeq, a predicted model, not a curated record